AUGAGCUCGUCGAGCAUUGUGACAGCAUCCCGCCAGGCGGCCGCUCUGCGGCGAAUCGCCAAGGAUCUGAGAGAGUUGGAGGCCGAGCCUCUGCAGCUGGUCUCUGCCAGACCGGUGGAUCUGAACGAUCCCUUCUGCUGGCAUGUGAACCUUCGACCUGCAGACGGCCCGCUCAAGGGGUGCAUCUUCCACUUGGUGAUGCACCUGCCAAGAGACUAUCCCUUCAGCCCUCCGAGUAUCCGAUUCCCCACGGAGCAUUUUCCGUCCUUUCGACAUCCCAACCUUUUUGGGAGCAUGAUCUGCCUGGACAUCUUGCAAUCUUUCAUCGGCUGGCACGAUGCGCACAGCGGUUGGAGCACAGCUUACACGGUCCAGACUGUGCUGCUGCAGCUAGCAUCCUUCCUCUUCGAGACCGACCACGUGCCGCAGGACUACGGUGGCCCCAAGAAGUCUCAAAUGACCCCGAAGCUGGCAGAGAAGCUCCGGGCCGAGUGCGAGAAGUUCCGGUGCCCCUGCGGACAUUGCUUUUCGGCUCCGAUGCCCGAGAUGAUCGAGCCCCAGAUUCUACCUCCAAGCCCUCCUCCCAGCCUUCCCUGCGUACCCUCUGGGCCCUCUGGGCCCUCUCUCCCUCCGACGCCGAUGAUCUCCCACCAAAACCAGGGCGAGCAGGGCCCUGAAAAUCCGCCGAGUCCCCGCUGCGGAGACCUGGUGAAGGGCCGAGUGGUGCAAGAGCACCCCGGAGGCUUCGUCCUGGAGCUGCCCUUCCAAAAACACCAGGGUUGGCUGGCCCGCGAUCGCCGCUGCGCCCUGGCACUGCAGCAGGAAGUCUCCGCCGUCGUGACCUGGGUGCAGUCACAGUGGCUUUACCUGCAGCUGGUCCCUCGGCGUUCCCGGCAGCAACUGGAAGAGCUCCAACAGCUUCAAAAGGAAGUGCCGGGGCUCAUUCUCUCCGUGAAAAGCUACGGCCUCUUCGUGGACAUCGGCGCCCGGGCGCCAGGCCUCGUCCACGUCUCGGAGCUGGACGCCGAGCUCCAAAGCUUCGAUUCAAAGACGCCUUUGCUGGUCCGAAUCCUGGAGCUGGAGUCCGCCAAAGGCCUCCGGCUCACGGCCCGGGGGGGCCCCUUCAAAGCGCCCUCUUCCUCGGCGAGGCGGCUUCACUUGCUGCAGCCCGCCUUGUGCGUGGACUUCCCAGGCCCCGCAGCCGAGGUGCUCCUUCAGUUCUUGCCCCUUGAGGCUUUGAGGUCCCUUUCUCGUUCUGGGCGAGCAUGGAUGGGACCAGCGGAGGAGGCGGCCUCCUCUUUUCUUCGCACGGAGCUGCGCUGCUUCCACACGAAGGCCUCUUUCGAGGAGGGGAUUCUGGGCUUGGGCGUGGCCAUCACCGAGGAGGAGCGCACGGGAAAGCGUCACCUGACAUGCGAUUUCGACCCGCUCUCCGAGGAAGCAUUCUUCAAGCUGCAGGUGGGCCAGGGAGUCUGGAAGCAGAAGAUCAGCUAUUGGAUCCCCAUGGCCAUUUGCAGGGAGCAUUUUGAGCAGGGCCUGGAGAGGCUUCUUGAGGCCGUGCGCGAGCUCGGCUCUGGGAGGGUGGCCGAGCUGACGAAGUCUCACGGCCUCGGCUCCGGUGGGCGCCAGGGGGAGCUGAGGCCUCCAAAGCCCCUUGCGGGAGAAGCCAUCACCUUUGACGAGUGGCAGGCCCAAAGGCAGGCGUUGCUGGAAAGGCAGCGCCGGGAGCGCGCGGAGAAGGCCCGGGUCCUCGAGAUGGAGAAGGCGGAGGCGGAAAGAUGUGGUCUGAGCCUCGAGGAGUGGCGCCAGCAGGCGGCCGAGGCCGAGGCCCAAAAGGCCAAGGCCAAAGCCAGAGCCAGGGCCAGAACUCUUCUCGGUCCGGGGCCGGCCGAGACGCUGCCCUUGGACCAGGCGGCGGCUAUGGACGUUUUGCCAAAGCUGAUGAACUCGCAGAUCGUUUUGCUGAUGAAGGGCGAUGUGCACACGUCCGAGAAGGCGAUGGCAGGAUACAUGGCCUUCCAUCACACGCUGCUCCUGCUCAAAAGCCGGUGUCCCAGCUUCAGCGACGCCAUCGAGGAGAAGCUGCGGGUCUUUGCCGCGGACGAGGAGAUGAGGCGCAAGGAGCAUGUACCGAACCUUGGGGAGUUUAUGUGCUUGCUUUCUGUGUCGGACGAGUUCACGUGGGACAAGCUUGCGGUGCCCAUCCUCGAAGAGACUUUCGACCGGGGCGUUCUUUGGCUGGUGAAGGCUUAUCCCCACCUGGCUCACCUAUUUGCUCCCGUGGACGAGAGGAUGGAGAAAACUUGGGAGACGAGCAAGGUGUCUCGGGAGCUUUUGAUGUUUCAUGCUUGGUUCUUGCACCAUGUGGCUCACAUCAAGCAUGAGCACGAGCACGGCCUCUGUCAACGAGCAAGUUGCAUCCUGGAGCGCUACGAGCGCACGAAGGGCUUGCCAUUGCAAUCCCACGUCAGCGGCCUGCAGAAGGCCUGCCGCCGCUUCCGGGCCACCCGGACCUGGCAGGACUUCUUCCGGUCCCUGGAGGUCGAGCCCAUGGAGCAGCAAGCGGUUGGGGCUUGGCUGCUCCGUUCCGCCCGAAGGUCUCUGAGGAAAGGCUACCAUCGAAACCCUCGCGUGACGAGGGGAUGA
Messenger RNA from Symbiodinium sp. CCMP2592, 2646 nucleotides. NCBI's taxonomy places the organism in Eukaryota, Dinophyceae, Suessiales, Symbiodiniaceae. The record is from the annotation of a GenBank genome assembly.